This is a messenger RNA of Stegastes partitus (bicolor damselfish), 879 nucleotides long. It is a transcript of the gene dnase1, whose product is annotated as deoxyribonuclease I. The coding region runs from base 1 to 834 and encodes 277 amino acids. Gene Ontology annotation, biological process: DNA catabolic process. Gene Ontology annotation, molecular function: DNA binding; deoxyribonuclease I activity. Lineage: Eukaryota; Metazoa; Chordata; Actinopteri; Pomacentridae. The record is from RefSeq and is a predicted model, not a curated record. Gene Ontology annotation, cellular component: nucleus. The transcript has 8 exons.
AUGCGUCUGCUGUGUUCUCUGGUUCUGCCUCUGGCUCUGCUGCAUGCGUCCACCGCUCUGCUGCUGGGAGCCUUCAACAUCAAGACCUUCGGGGACACCAAGGCCUCCAACACCACUCUGAUGAACAUCAUCAGCACGAUUGUCCACCGCUAUGACAUCGUUCUGAUCCAGGAGGUCAGAGACAGCGAUCUGUCAGCGACCAAGAAGCUCAUGGAGCACGUCAACAAAAACUCUGCUCAGUUCAGUUACAUCGUCAGCGAGCCUCUGGGUCGCAGCACCUACACGGAGAGAUAUCUCUUCCUCUACAGGCAUCAGACAGUGUCGGUGCUGAAAAACUACACCUACGAUGACGGCUGUGAGUCCUGCGGGACCGACACCUUCAACAGAGAGCCUUUUGUCGUCCUGUUCUCCUCCAAAGACACCGCUGUGCAGAACUUUGCUCUGAUCCCUCAGCACACCUCCCCAGAGGCUGCCGUGGAGGAGCUGGGGGCUCUCUAUGAUGUGACGGUGGACGUCCGCAAACGCUGGAGCACCAACAACCUGGUGCUGCUGGGCGACUUCAACGCAGGCUGCAGCUACGUGUCGGGCUCCGACUGGGACAAGAUCAAGAUCUUCACCGACAAGAGCUUCCACUGGCUGAUCCCCGACGACGCCGACACCACCGUGUCUCACACCUCCUGCCCUUACGACAGGAUCGUGGUCACCAGCGACAUGAUGAAGGGAGUGGUGGCGGGCAGCGCUGAGGUCUACGACUACAUGACGGACCUGAAACUCAGCCACAGUCUGGCUUUGGCUGUGAGUGAUCAUUACCCUGUGGAGGUGACGCUGGCUUGAGCUCCUGCUGCCUGAAACUCCCCAAAGGCCUCCAGACUCCAGAAC